UCUUCGAAGGAAGGGGCCCAUUUGUACGUGAGGACCUCUCCUACUUGCGAGAAAGCAUUGGAGCUGUGCCUUUCUUGCUUCAAGGAAGUUCACAGUUUCUAUAAACUGAAGCGUGUCCUGGUGAUCGAAAAAAUACCAAGUAGCGACAAUAAUCCACAACACGACAACAUCCUGUCAGAAUUUCUCAUGAUGAGCCGAAUCGAAUCCCGAGCCUUGGAACGAACAAGCUCUUUUGAUACUUCGUACAAGAUGGUAAUGAAGAAGACACAGCAGUCGACUUCGUUUCGACGACUUAGUGGGACGACACGGAAGGGCGCAUCGUCUCUCAGCCUGGGUCUUAAUCUGGAUCGACUUCAGGUAGUACUUCGAUCUGUAGUGGCAAAAUACACGGACGAUGAGGACUUGGCGAGCAUGGCCAUCUCUGAAUGCGACGCGAUUACUCACCGAAGCCGGCAGGAUCGAAUACUCAGAAAUGAUGAUCUAUAUAAUAUCAUGAAUGUGCUGGAAGCAUUUUUGAGUUCUUCUUCUACACUUCCUGCUCUUGUUGUUUUUGAAGUCCAUUCAUUGAUAGGACUGCUGAGUGCUGAACAAAAGAAGUACUCAUCUGCGAUUCAAUCCUACAUGAAGGCGCUCUGGAUGGCUGCGUCCGCGGACAAUAUUCCGGAGGAAGAGCUAGCCGUCACUUUACACCGGCUAGGUAAGGCCUAUGGUGAGCUGGCCAAUCAUCUAGAAGCGAAGAAUUUGUUGGAAAAAGCCUUGAAGGUGUAUGAAAAAGUCAAUGUUCGCAAGGAUCACCCUUGCGUGGUGGACGCUAGAUCGGCAACGGCGCACUAUGCCUCUAAGUACAGGGUUUCGGAAGCGUCUUGGUGCAGUCUUCCGUUCCGACGAGCUUCCCAGAAGCUGUGUUCUGUCGACGAAGAAAGAGAAUCUCAUUUGGGACGGAGAGAAUCCCUUUAGACGCUUGGAUCGGCAAUUUACUUAGCUAUCCAUCUAGUGUGAGCUCAUCUUUGUAAAUGUGAUCCUACUUUAGCAUUUGGACCUCUGUUC
Phaeodactylum tricornutum CCAP 1055/1 is the source of this 1047-nucleotide messenger RNA. RefSeq lists its product with no specific name. NCBI's taxonomy places the organism in Eukaryota, Bacillariophyta, Bacillariophyceae, Surirellales, Neidiaceae. The transcript has a single exon. Gene Ontology annotation, molecular function: protein binding. The record is from RefSeq and is a predicted model, not a curated record. The coding region runs from base 187 to 957 and encodes 256 amino acids.